Nyctereutes procyonoides (raccoon dog) is the source of this 2319-nucleotide messenger RNA. It is a transcript of the gene TAF6L, whose product is annotated as TATA-box binding protein associated factor 6 like. The coding region runs from base 400 to 2280 and encodes 626 amino acids. Gene Ontology annotation, molecular function: protein heterodimerization activity; RNA polymerase II general transcription initiation factor activity; transcription coactivator activity. Gene Ontology annotation, cellular component: transcription factor TFIID complex; SAGA complex; SLIK (SAGA-like) complex. The record is from RefSeq and is a predicted model, not a curated record. Gene Ontology annotation, biological process: transcription initiation at RNA polymerase II promoter; RNA polymerase II preinitiation complex assembly. Lineage: Eukaryota; Metazoa; Chordata; Mammalia; Carnivora; Canidae. The transcript has 13 exons.
GGUGAGCAGGGUGAGCGGGAGCAGCCGCCGCGGCGGCCGUCUCGGUAGCCUCCUUCGCCGUGCGGGAGCCCUCUGGUGAGCAGGUCCUCGCAGACCCGAAGACUCUUCGCCCCCCUGCGGGCUGCGCACUCAGUGGUCUUAGGGCCGGCGCUGCUGGGGUCCGCCCCCUUCGCUGGCCACGUGACCCAAGUUCCGUAACCCCUGACCUCCUCCACCCCACUGCACCUUACCACUUAAGUGAUGGGGAAGCAGAAAAUUCGGGAUUAUCCAUUGGCGGGUCUCCAGCACCAAGUCUUCGGGCUGGGAAUCCAGGCCUUGUUCCCCGGCACAGCCCGCCACUGCUGAUGCCAGUGUUUAUUGAGGGCGUAUUAUGUGCUGACACCGUGCGGGACGCUGGGGAUGCAAAGCUCCAUCAGCGUCAUGUCGGAGCGGGAAGAGCGGCGGUUUGUGGAGAUCCCCCGGGAAUCGGUCCGGCUCAUGGCGGAGAGCACAGGCCUGGAGCUGAGCGAUGAGGUGGCGGCCCUGCUCGCGGAGGAUGUGUGCUACCGGCUCAGGGAGGCCACCCAGAAUAGCUCUCAAUUCAUGAAACACACCAAGCGGCGGAAGCUGACCGUUGAGGAUUUCAACAGGGCCCUCCGAUGGAGCAGUGUGGAGGCUGUGUGUGGUUACGGAUCCCAGGAGGUGCUGCCCUUGCGCCCUGCCAGAGAGGGUGAGCUUUACUUUCCUGAGGACCGAGAAGUGAACCUGGUGGAGCUGGCCCUGGCCACCAACAUCCCAAAAGGCUGUGCCGAGACAGCUGUGAGAGUUCACGUCUCCUACCUGGACGGCAAAGGGAACCUGGCACCGCAGGGAUCAGUGCCCAGCGCUGUGUCUUCGCUGACUGAUGACCUUCUCAAGUACUACCAGCAGGUGACUCGGGCUGUGCUGGGGGAUGAUCCACAGCUGAUGAAGAUUGCUCUCCAGGAUCUGCAGACAAACUCCAAGAUUGCAGCACUCCUGCCUUACUUUGUCUACGUGGUCAGUGGGGUAAAAUCUGUAAGCCACGACCUGGAGCAGCUGCAUCGGCUCUUGCAAGUAGCCCGGAGCCUGGUUCGGAACCCCCACCUCUGCCUGGGGCCCUAUGUUCGCUCCCUUGUAGGCAGCGUCCUCUACUGUGUCCUGGAGCCAUUGGCUGCCUCCAUCAACCCUCUGAAUGACCACUGGACUCUUCGGGAUGGUGCUGCCCUCCUGCUCAGCCACAUCUUCUGGACUCAUGGGGAUCUUGUGAGUGGCCUGUAUCAGCAGAUCCUGCUCUCCCUGCAGAAGGUCCUGGCAGACCCCGUGCGGCCUCUCUGCUCUCACUACGGGGCUGUGGUGGGGCUGCAUGCCCUUGGCUGGAAGGCAGUGGAACGAGUCCUGUACCCACACCUGUCCACUUACUGGACAAAUCUGCAGGCUGUGCUAGAUGAUUAUUCCGUCUCUAACGCCCAGGUUAAAGCAGAUGGGCACAAGGUUUAUGGAGCCAUUCUGGUGGCUGUAGAGCGACUGUUGAAGAUGAAGGCCCAGGCGGCAGAGCCCAACAAGGGAGGCCCAAGCGGCAGGGGGUUCCGGAGCUCAGACGACCUGCCCUGGGACAGCCUGCUCCUGCAGGAGUCUCCCUCCGGAGGCAGUGCGGAGCCAGGCUUUGGGUCUGUGCACCCGCUACCGCCAGGAGGCGCGGGGCCGGAGGAUCCUUCCCCCUCAGUGACUCUGGCGGACAUCUACCAGGAGCUGUACGCUUUCUUCGGGGACAGCUUGGCUACCCGCUUUGGCACGGGUCAGCCGACACCUACCACUCUGCGGCCGCCCGGGGACAAGAAGGAGCCGGCGGCCGCCCCGGACUCGGUGCGGAAGAUGCCACAGCUGACGGCCAACGCCAUGGUCAGCCCGCAGGGCGACGAGAGCCCCCGCGGCGGCGGCCCCGCGUCCGCCUCUGCGCCCGCCGCCUCCGAGAGCCGGCCGCUUCCGCGCGUGCACCGGGCGCGGGGGGCGCCCCGGCAGCAGGGGCCCGGCGCCGGCACGCGUGACGUCUUCCAGAAGAGCCGCUUCGCCCCGCGCGGCGCCCCUUAUUUCCGUUUUAUUAUUGCGGGGCGGCAGGCCGGGAGGCGGUGCCGCGGGCGUCUCUUCCAGACCGCCUUCCCCGUGCCGUACGGGCCCAGCCCGGCCUCCCGCUACGUGCAGAAGCUUCCCAUGAUCGGCCGCACCGGCCGCCCGGCCCGCCGCUGGGCGCUCUCGGACUAUUCGCUGUACCUUCCGCUCUAAAGCGGGGGCCUCUUGUGUGAAUAAAGCCCGGUGCCGGAA